Molecule: messenger RNA, 594 nt
Organism: Paracoccidioides brasiliensis Pb18
Exons: 3
Coding region: 1-594 (197 amino acids)
Source: RefSeq, a predicted model, not a curated record
AUGCCUUUAGACCUGGCAGUGUCGACCUGUCUCGACAAUUUGCCUUUUGCCAGCGGCGUGGCGAACCUUUUAACGGAUAUAUUGUCCGUGACAAUAUCCCUUGCCAUGCUCAGGGACCUUCUGCCGCUGACUUCUGAUUCUCAAAUCGAGCAGCAUAAUAUGAUCUCGACCAUCCUUGAAGUCCAAAUGCAAUCUUCGGUGCCUGCUUCUGGUUCCUGUACCGGCCAGACGCAGUUGGAGACGUUAACGCGCGUUCAAGCUGGAGCCAACCAGACCACAAUCCUGAAAUUCCCCUUUCUCUCACCUGGCCAAUAUGGGCUUUCCAAGGCUGGGAAGCGAGCUGCGAUUUUUGUCGGGUCCAACAGCAACUCGUGGACGGUGCCAAAAGUCUCCCUGGCCCAACACAACCCAGGCUCCUCCUCGGUUCAACCGGGCUCAGGAGACAAGAAUCGUGUCAUGACGCUAAGGCAGGCUGAAGCGGUCAGAUACAUUUUGUUGGACUCUGGGCUGACGCCCAUUUGCUCGCAGGAUGAGGCGGUGGGCGUCAAUCUAUGCCCUUAUCGAGCUAGGCCGGUGCAAGACUCCAGUCCAUGA